CUAAACUUGAGUGAAAAUGGGUGGAAGAAGAACUUCUGUACCCACGAACAACAUGUGAAGAGUGAGAAAACCAAACUUAAAGUAAGGAGGAAAGAGUUUACAGGAGGAAAUAAUCCAAGAAAGAACAAACAAGCAGAUCAAGAUGUGUAGCUCUAUGACUGCAAAGCUGUGGUUUUUGACAGAUCGUCGAAUCAGGGAAGACUAUCCUCAGAAAGAGAUCUUACGAGCAUUAAAGACUAAAUGUUGUGAGGAGGAACUGGAAUUUAGAGCUGUAGUGAUGGAUGAGCUGGUGCUAACAAUUGAGCAGGGAAGCUUGGGUCUACGGAUCAAUGGAGAACUAAUUACUGCCUACCCCCAGGUGGUGGUAGUGAGAGUACCAACCCCUUGGGUGCAAAGUGAUAGUGACAUCACCGUUUUGCGCCAUCUAGAGAAAAUGGGAUGUCGGUUGAUGAACCGACCUCAAGCCAUCCUGAAUUGUGUUAAUAAGUUCUGGACAUUUCAAGAGUUGGCUGGCCAUGGUGUUCCUCUUCCAGAUACUUUCUCUUACGGUGGUCAUGAAAAUUUUGCUAAAAUGAUUGAUGAGGCAGAAGUACUGGAGUUUCCAAUGGUAGUGAAGAAUACACGGGGUCAUCGAGGCAAAGCUGUAUUCUUGGCCCGAGAUAAGCACCACUUGGCAGAUCUAAGCCAUCUUAUUCGUCAUGAAGCUCCAUACCUGUUCCAGAAAUAUGUUAAAGAGUCUCAUGGACGGGAUGUGCGUGUCAUUGUUGUGGGAGGUCGUGUGGUUGGCACCAUGUUACGAUGCUCAACAGAUGGGAGGAUGCAAAGCAACUGCUCACUAGGUGGUGUGGGGAUGAUGUGCUCCUUGAGUGAACAAGGGAAGCAGCUAGCUAUCCAGGUGUCUAACAUCCUGGGGAUGGAUGUGUGUGGCAUAGACCUGUUGAUGAAAGAUGACGGCUCCUUCUGUGUCUGCGAAGCAAAUGCAAAUGUAGGUUUCAUCGCCUUUGAUAAGGCUUGUAAUCUAGAUGUAGCUGGUAUCAUAGCGGACUAUGCCGCCUCCCUUCUGCCCUCUGGCCGGCUUACUCGGCGUAUGUCCCUGCUCUCCGUGGUGUCCACAGCCAGUGAGACUAGUGAGCCGGAGCUGGGUCCCCCAGCCAGCACUGCUGUUGACAACAUGAGCGCAAGUUCCAGCUCUGUUGACAGCGACCCUGAAAGCACGGAGCGAGAGCUGCUCACCAAGCUCCCAGGGGGGCUAUUCAACAUGAACCAACUGAUAGCCAAUGAAAUCAAACUCCUGGUGGAGUGACUCCACUGGUAAAUAAUUAACCAACAAAACCCUUGUAAAAUUUCCUUUCUUUCUUUUCUUCUCUCCCCCCCUUCUCUCCCUCCGCCCCUCCACAACCCCCUUUUAAACCAACUUGCAAUGCUGUUCAUGGAAGAUGCUCAGGAAGAUGAGAGAAAAUUGAAUACGAUUAGCUAGAGAGGAGGGGGCAAUAGACAAGACCUCUGCUAUUAGGCUGUUACUGACUUUCUUUACAAAUCCCAUAGUAAGAGAGGCAGAAGAGCUGUUACACUCUCCUGGUUACCCUUUUAAAUUAUUCAAAAUACCUAUGCUCUCAGGCCAUGAAGAACAUAUGAAUUUUUUUCAUAGUCCCUUUUAUUUUUGCACAGUUGGUUCACAUUUCAGCAUGGCAUGAUUACACAUUGUGUUGCAAGCAUCUAUCUAAAUUACAGGAAUUUAUUUUAUACAAAUUUGAAAAUUCUGCUAUUACCACUACUAGGUGCUUUAUGUUCAUAGGUUAUGAAAUCUUAAGGAGCCCUUUUACUUGGGUUUCUUAUUUCUCUUUUUUCCCUUAGUUUGGGUGGGAGGGCAAGGUGAAUAUAACCAAUAAAGGCUUUUUUAAGGACAAAAAUUGACAUGUUUGCAUGAUACAAGGAAAAUGAACAGUAUUGCAAUGUCUGGUACACAAAAUAACAUUUACUCCAAUGUAGAUAAAAUUACCCUAGUUUAAAAUAUGUACAUUGACUUGUAUUUGUUAGUGUUUUAGUCUUUUUUGAAAGAUACAUGCUCUGUUAAUGUUGCUUUUUUUUUUUAAUACAUGCUAGUCUAACAUUCCCUAAUCUAUGCCUGCAUAUUUAACAAUGGCCAAAGUGAAGAAAAUGCUACCUUUUUGUUAACAAGACACUGACUUGAAACAUGUGCAUUUAGAGCCUUUUAUUUUUUUCCUUUUUUCUUUUGUUGGUUGGGCAUUUAGAGAAUGAGGAUGAGGAAAAAUAUUUUUGGGGUGGGGGAGAAUCAAGGGCCUAUAGACUGAAGUAAUUUCUGAAACCAGCUUUAUAUGUUUGCAUUUUUCACAUUCUACAAGGGAGUAUAUAUGUGUGUAUGCACGCAUGCAUGUGUAUGUGUUUUGCUUUUGUUUACACCAAUCAGUCAAAAAGGAUAGAUUCUAGAAAGUGGAGCAUGAUGGGAAACAGUUUUUCAGUUGUUUUCAUAACUAUAUUCUACUGGGGUAGAGGUACUCACAUAAGGAGAAUAGAUGUUGCUAGGUCUUUGUGUGUGUGUAUGGUGUGUGUGUGUGUGUGUACAUAUAUGUGUGUAU
Condylura cristata (star-nosed mole) is the source of this 2597-nucleotide messenger RNA. RefSeq names its product ribosomal modification protein rimK-like family member B (gene RIMKLB). The coding region runs from base 143 to 1303 and encodes 386 amino acids. Gene Ontology annotation, cellular component: cytoplasm. The transcript has 6 exons. The record is from RefSeq and is a predicted model, not a curated record. Gene Ontology annotation, molecular function: ATP binding; ligase activity, forming carbon-nitrogen bonds; metal ion binding. NCBI's taxonomy places the organism in Eukaryota, Metazoa, Chordata, Mammalia, Eulipotyphla, Talpidae. Gene Ontology annotation, biological process: protein modification process.